Molecule: messenger RNA, 2350 nt
Organism: Dermacentor andersoni
Lineage: Eukaryota; Metazoa; Arthropoda; Arachnida; Ixodida; Ixodidae
Gene: capt
Product: adenylyl cyclase-associated protein 1
Biological process (GO): actin filament organization; cytoskeleton organization; cell morphogenesis
Cellular component (GO): cytoplasm
Molecular function (GO): actin binding; adenylate cyclase binding
Source: RefSeq, a predicted model, not a curated record
CCCGAGGUAGCGGAUCGCUGGCUGCUUGGAGGACCCGACGUUUGGCUCGCAGCGGCAGCACCAGCGAAGCAUCUCUUCGCCGUGGUUUUGUGAACGUUCCUCCCGGCGUCCACGACCCUGCUGCGAAGCGAACGUCCCCGCUUUACGGCGAAGGGAUCGCUCGCGCCCUUGACGAGUGGAAACAGGUCUGCCUGCCCGCUGGUCGUUUCGCUGCGAGCGCUGCUGCUGCUGCCUCGUUCCGAACGUACCGCUCGCCGUGCUGCCGCCGGUGUUGGUCAUACCUCCACAGAGCGUCCCGCCCUGCCGCCGCCGCCAGACUUUGUUUGGAUAGAUGUCUGAAGACCGUCUCAACGCUGUGCUCACUCGGCUCGCGGGACUUCGAGUGGCUCGCGAUCACCUCGGCAGUGUGACGACCAUGUCAGUCCCGGAGUUGGCUGCGCUGGUGGACCGCCUGGAGCAGGUGGCCUUCCGGCUGGAGCGCUGUGAGGGUCAGGCCUUUGGAGGAGGCGGGGGCUCUCCAGCAGCGCGCCUUCUGCAGCGUGGCACCUCAGUGGAGCUGGUGUCGGCCUCGGUGCAGGGCUUUGAGGCGCUCCUUAAAGGGCCUGUGCAGGCCUACAUGGCCCUCAGCCGCACCAUUGGGGGAGAUGUCCAGACUCACGCAAGCAUGGUGGAGAAAGUUCUCCUGAUGCAGCGACAGUUCCUUGGUGUCGUGGCCAAGUCUCGACAGCCCGACAAGCAUGGCCUUAUGACACUUCUGCAGCCAACAUCCGAGCAGAUCCAGGCAAUUCAGGAUUUCAGGCAGAAGAACCGUACCAGCAAGCUCUUCAACCAUCUGUCAGCGAUCAGCGAAUCCAUUCCAGCCCUUGGAUGGGUGACAGUAGCGCCUGCCCCGGCUCCAUUCAUCAAGGAAAUGAGCGAUGCCUGCAUGUUCUACACCAACAGGGUUCUAGUGGACUACAAGGAAAAGGACAAGACUCACGUGGACUGGGCUCGCUCAUGGCUCACUGUGCUGACAGAACUCCAAGCCUUUGUGAAGGAGCAUCACCUGACUGGACUUGUGUGGAAUCCCAAGGGUGGCGAUGCCAUGGCAAUGGCAGGUACCGGUGGAGCGCCAGCUGCUGGUGCGGGAGGUCCCCCGCCUCCGCCGCCACCGCCACCGGCUGAUUUCAUGAACAACCAGAUUCCCGCUGAAGACCCCCGAGCUGCUCUCUUCAGGGACCUCAACAAGGGAGAGGACAUCAGCAGAGGGCUGAAGAAAGUGAGCAGCGAUCAGAUGACUCACAAGAACCCCGCGUUGCGGGCUCAGGCACCCGUGGCCCCUAAGUCUGCGCCGGCACAACCGCCUGCGCGAUUUGGCUCCAAGCCUUCCCAGGAGAUCGCCAAGCCUCCCAAGCUGGAGCUGGAAGGAAAGAAGUGGUGUGUGGAGUACCAAGUGAACAACCAGAACAUUGUGUUGGACCAGACCCUGAUGAACCAGUCGGUGUGCAUAUACAAGUGUGUGAACUCUGUCAUCCAGGUCAAGGGCAAGGUCAACUCCAUUGUCAUUGACUCGUGCAAGAAGACUGCUGUGGUGUUUGAGGACAUUGUGUCGGUGGUGGAGUUCAUCAACUGCCAGAGUGUCAAGGCGCAGUCGAUGGGCCGGGUGCCCACCAUUGCGGUGGACAAGACGGACGGCGCGCACAUCUACCUGUCGGACAAGUCUCUGGAUGUUGAGGUGGUGACCUCCAAGUCAUCGGAAGUGAAUGUGUCUGUGCCCACGCCCAGUGGAGACUACAUGGAGAUACCAGUUCCAGAGCAGUACAAGUCCAUCUGGAACGGAAAGACCUUGACGACAAGCGUCAUCGAGAAGGCGUAAGACUGCUCCAGAGGAGGCGUCACACGUCUUCCAACACCUCGUCUUCUCUGUGGCAGAUCAGGAGCAAGCACCCCCUAAUCAGUGCUGACGACGAAAACAAGAGUUCCAAAAACUUUUCUUCCUUUUCUGCCACGGUACAUGACAGUGUCUGCUGUCUGGGCCAGACGGCACGCAGCAUUACGAGCAAAGUUGCAGCGGCCCAAGUUUUUUUUCCCCCCCUAUUUAUGCGCGCGCAAAGCUGACCUCGUCAACUGACGGCCAGGUUGAUCAGACUUCUGUCCUCCUCCGACAUUUUGCACUUUUACACUCACCUCUCUCCUCUACUUUUUUUUUAACUAGUCAGAAAUGGGGAAAUGAUUAAAAAAAAAAACAUUCUAAUUGUAAUGUGUGGAGCGAUGUGAUUCUGAAACGCUUUUUUUUUUCUUGUGGAACGUGCCUGUGGAGCUUGUCUGAGGAUUGCAACCGAUUGCUCAAUAAAGACGUCUGGGGCGGGCA